Molecule: messenger RNA, 2228 nt
Organism: Xylaria bambusicola
Lineage: Eukaryota; Fungi; Ascomycota; Sordariomycetes; Xylariales; Xylariaceae
Exons: 3
Coding region: 354-1988 (544 amino acids)
Source: RefSeq, a predicted model, not a curated record
AGAUACCCGUAGAAGGUAGGACGCUAGACCUAUGGUUCCUGGCUCCUUAUUGCAUAAAUUCCGAGGUAGUAGGCACUGAACACUAUCAAGAAAGAACGAUGAUGUCGGCUUUGACAUUACCUUGGUCAGGCGCUCUCAUUGAGCAGGCUCAUUGUGCAUUGAGGUCGCCCAAUAUAUUGUCCACUGUCUUCCAUAUCAUCAGUUCCAACCUCACGCUUCAGCAGCACCGGAUAUUUUGUCUUGGGUUUCAGCACAUACCCUAGGAGAACUCAUUCUUAGUGGGCCCAACCGUAUAUUUCUGUGGAAUUGCUCUAUAUAUCACGUCCAUUCACUUAUUUUAUCAUUUCACAGCCAUGCUGUCCUUUCGUAGUCGGACGGGCCGCAGCCAUAGUGGUUCACUAGAUUCCCAUGCAUCUCUUCCCCCUGCUGCCACCAUUUCAUCCUUCCGCCGCAUUCGCCGCAAGCCAAUGCAUUCCAGCAUUAACAAAAACUCAUUGCGAGGCCGGCUUAAGGGCAUUACGGAGAAUUUCACCGGGAAACGUCGCUCAAAACGUAAGGGAGCUCAGAUGCCCUAUAAGCUUGACCCAUGGUACACAUUGGAACCCAAUGACGACCUCUUACGCCCGGUAUCUACAAAUAUCCAGCACGUCGAGAUGGCAGGGCAGACCUGGCCGGCGAUACGAAAAAGUAUCAGUUCCAUGGCCUCGUCUCUUCGGACUAAUCAUAACUCUGUAGGCCUAAGCAGUCCUGAGGGUCCAUCUCAUCAGUCUUCAACCCGACAAUCGAAAAUCAGCUUUAGAGCUUCUCAGAGACACGCUAGACGUUGGGUCACGAUGACAACUCGCGCGCCACCUGUGGCAUUUAGACAGCCUACUAGCCGUGCCAGGCGUUCUAGCUUCAGUACAAUAUCUGAAAUAGUUUCCAGGCAACAAUACGAAUCGGUCCCUCAGUUACCCAAGUUAGCAGAGUCUAGUAAUUUUCUGGAUUCUUUAAGUAGGACUGGCCUAUUUCGACUGUUUACGCCUCCCUCUGAGUUCAACCUAGCUGGAGGGAUUAAGGUUCAUAAUGUCACAGCGUUAAAUGGGGAGUCCGCUGCUGGCUACGCCCGUCCUUCCGUUUAUCGGCUGCCUUUGCGCUUGAAAAACUCCGAUUUGCUAUACCAGAAAGCAAUAAGUCAAGCUGUGGGAAACAAAAUUAGGGGGCGAGGUGAUAGUUCCCAAGUAAGACCUCCGGAAAAUAGAUCAUCACGAAUACAUCACGAGAACAAGCCCCCUCACCAGCAACAUCGCUUAACACCCGGAGAAGACAAACAUCAGACGCCAUUCUGCUCUAGACAUCCAGUCGAGUGGUUAGACCGUAUAUUAGAAACCUCGUACGCCACGCGAAACCCCAUAUCGCCAAAACUGUGUGUCUCCAAAGAAACUAUGGCGUUCCUCUGCAGAAACAAGACCUGCUUCUUUGUCGAAUUUCCACGGGAUCGUAACGCCCCCGAGCCUCUUCGAUGCUAUCCCGGCUUUAAAGCAGCUCUUGAGGACAUAUGCGAUCGGUUCGGAGACUUCUAUGCGCCAUUCGCAGCUUACAACGCCGUAACUCGAAUGAUCACUCUCUAUGCGCCUGAGACACCACGCCCGAAGAACAAGUUCAUCGACAACGACACUGCAUUAUUCGACCUCGAACGCGCGCGCUCAGCUUGGGUCAAACCAAGUGCGACCUACUCAUGGUCCAGCCGCACAACUACGAAGAGCACCUCGCAUGAUACCUCAGAGGACCUGACUGAAAGCUCGGAUCAAAGUCGGGCCAGUACCGAGGAGACAGCAGCAACAGACAUUGAAGACUACUGCAAAGAAGAAAACGAGGAGAAAAGGAAAGGCCUUGACAAGAUAGGAACUGAGGCACCUCCCAAACCAUCUUUUAUGGUGGAUAAUGGCAAGGACGAGGAAGAUGUUGUUGACGAGGAAAUGGCAUCACGACUGAAUUUUAUGGGUUGAUUGGUUUUGUGAUCUUGGUACCAACAUCGCCACCUUGGAGAUUCAGGACUUAUAUUACGGUGAUGAAAAAGCAUUACCUGCGCCGUAUUACGGGGUUGGAUUGCAUUGUUAUCGUCACGGACAUCACUAGAAGAUUGUUUUUGAUCCACGGUUGAUGGGGCAGGGAUAGAGGUUCAUGAGAGAAACUGAGGAACGGACAGUAUUUGUCACUGCACAGUUUUAUCCAGGCAUUGCUUCAAA